CGGCAUGAAAACCAUGAAAACAAACAAUUAAACCAUUGUAUUUGAUUUAGCACGGCAGGAAGAAGAUCUCGCACGGAAUAAUUUGACAAGCACCUUGUAUUACUGAGUUAACAGCGAGACGAGAAUGUCGCCUGCGGAGGACAGAGAGAAAGCUGCUCUGAGGCAGUGUGCCCAGGUUCGCUCCCAGCUGGAGGAGGCCAUCGCCGGCGUGAUGAAGGCUGAGGCGCAGCUCAGAGACAACUCCAGAGAGGUGAAGUGUCAACUGCACAGCUGUAUCAGCCGACAUCUGGAGUUUCUGCGCUCGCGUGAGGUGUGGCUGCUGGAGCAGAUAGACCUGGUGGAGCAGCUGAAGGGCGAGACUCUCCAGCAGCAGCUACAGCAGCUCCACUGGCUCCGUGGCCAGUUUGACGUCCUAAUUCAUCAGCUGGAGAGUUCCAACAGCAAGGACCUGGCUAACCAGCUCACCAGUUGUCUGGAGAAGUUCUCCUCCUUGAGUCUGACCCCUGAAGAAACCCCUGAGAUGAGCUUUCAGGCAGAUGCAUACUCCCUGCGCCAAGCCAUCACUUCAUUUGGGACCAUCUCUACACAGCAAACAGAGAAAGCCCCUUCAUCAAGCCUCCAAGCUCAAAACUCGGCCCCUGCUGAAAGACCAUGGCUCCUUCAGAACUGCCCAGUUGCUUCAAAGAAACAGAAAUUGGAGACAGAAUGGGGAGCGCCUCUUGCUGAGUGGCUUCUGGGAAACCGCCCAGUAACUAGUGCUCCAGUUGGAUACCAGUCUAGCAAGAAUCCUCAGGAUUGGUUGAUUGCUUCCAGGGAGAGAGUUCAGGCAAGUCACCCACAGGCAUCCUUUGACUUCCAGAAGGCUUGGGGACAGCUGAAGGAUUUGGAGGUGUGGCUUCAGAAGGACCGGACACCCAUCCGCGAGAGGACCAUCAGCUGCGCCAGCAGCGGUAGCUCGGCCUUCUCGAUUGAGAAGAUCGAUGAGAGCGAGUUUAACCUCGACGACCAGGAGGAAGAGGAGGGGCAGCAAGAGGAAGAGGCUCCCGAACUGGGCGACUGGCUCAUCACCCCCAGCCCAAAGCCGGGGAAGCCCGCUGCCAGCACCCCCGUCUCGGAUGCCGACCGCUGGAAGCAAGUUUUCAAACCCUUCCAGGAGAGUUUCUCCUCCAACGAUUGGCUGGUCAAGUCUGCAGACUGCAGCUCCUGCUGCGCCACGCGCACCAAAGCGGUGGAGAUCGAGAACCUGGGUAAACUCAAGUGCCUGAAGCAGACACCCCCGUCCUCUCCCGCCAGCACCCCCACUUCCGCCCCCACGCCCGUCACCCCGGCACCCAUCGAAAUCUGGCUGCAGCAGGCUAUCCCCCUUGAGACGACCUGUAAGGCCAACGAGACCUGCGCCAGCUACGCCCAGUGCGUCUGCGACGACAAUUGCGGCAGGGAGGCUCUGAGCGCCUGGCUCCUUAAGAAAGAGGGGCGAGAUAAGAACGGGGUCCCCGUCGACAAGAACGCUUCUGGCAAAGCUUUCGGCCAUCAGCAGGAGCAACAGCAGAAAGUGCAGGCCAUCCUGGAGGCGUGGCUACACCCCGAAAAGAGGUCCUCAUCUCCAGCCCUGUCCUCUCUCUCGGCCUGGGUGUCCCCUCGCACCUCGCUGGGAGAGGAGAAGGCCACACGGGAGGACAGGAGCUCCCAGUUCAAAGUCCUAGAGUCGGACAGUCCCUUCCAUAAUCCACUAAAGCUGGAGUCCUGGGUCUUGCCCCAGAAGACACAGACUAGCCCUGAGGUCCAGAACAAACCAGACACACAGGAGCCAACCAGCACGCACACAGAAGAGGACAAAUGGCUGCUACGCAAGAGGGCCAGCGCUCAGGAGAGACUUGCCCUGCCCACAGUAUGUGACCUGUUCUCCUGUAUGAAACUUGGUGGAGACAAAGAAAAGUGGCUUCAUCGAGCUCCUAUACAGGUGAGAAAUCCAAUGUGAAAACUGCAUCAGUUAGCCUUUUUUGAGA
Molecule: messenger RNA, 2006 nt
Organism: Chanos chanos (milkfish)
Lineage: Eukaryota; Metazoa; Chordata; Actinopteri; Gonorynchiformes; Chanidae
Gene: ncoa4
Product: nuclear receptor coactivator 4
Exons: 10
Coding region: 125-1978 (617 amino acids)
Biological process (GO): intracellular iron ion homeostasis; response to hormone
Molecular function (GO): transcription coactivator activity
Source: RefSeq, a predicted model, not a curated record